AUGCGCCGGAGUGGGUCGGGGACGGCGGAUCCGGCGGCGCCUCGCCGGAUCCGGGCGAGGGCGAGGCACGCGGGGAGGCGCUGGUCGCCGGCGGUGCGAGGAGGCGGCGCAGGAGGCGGUGGGGCGCGGCAGAGGCGGCGGGGCGCCCGGUCGCCGGAGUUGGUCGCCGGCGACGGCGCGCAGGCGGCGGGGAGGCGCGACGGUGGCGGGGUUGGUGGAGUCUGGUGGCGACGCGCGAGCAGGGAGAGGCGGUCGGGCGUAGGCGGCUCGGGCGGCCGCGCGGGCCUCGGCGGGCCGCGCCUGGGCCCGGCGGGCCGCGGCGGCGGUGAGGAGGCAGGAGGCCAGGUGGCGCGCGGGGGUUGGCCUGGAGCGGUGGUUAGCGGCGGCGCGGCCUACGGGGCGGCGACAAGUGGCGCCGGGGAAGCGGUCCGACACGGAUUCUGA
This is a messenger RNA of Aegilops tauschii subsp. strangulata, 444 nucleotides long. The record is from RefSeq and is a predicted model, not a curated record. Lineage: Eukaryota; Viridiplantae; Streptophyta; Magnoliopsida; Poales; Poaceae.